Molecule: messenger RNA, 714 nt
Organism: Chenopodium quinoa (quinoa)
Lineage: Eukaryota; Viridiplantae; Streptophyta; Magnoliopsida; Caryophyllales; Amaranthaceae
Product: protein FAR-RED IMPAIRED RESPONSE 1-like
Exons: 3
Coding region: 1-714 (237 amino acids)
Biological process (GO): regulation of DNA-templated transcription
Source: RefSeq, a predicted model, not a curated record
AUGGUAGGAGGGGACUCGGUGGCAAUGAUGGAGUGCUUUGACAAAAUGCAAACCGGGAACCAAAUUGUUUUCCAUGCUCAACGUUUGGAUGAAGAAGGGAGGCUUAAGGAUGUGUUGUGGGUGGAUGCAAGAAGUAGGGUGCUUAUGAGGACUUUGUGGUUAGCUUGCAUGAACAACCGAGUUCCUAAAGCCAUAUUGACCGACCAAGCGGCAGCUAUGCGGAGGCCCCUUGCUGAAGUCAUGCCAAACACGGUGCAUCGUUGGUGCAUAUGGCAUAUCAUGAGCAAGAUCCAUGAGAAACUAGGCAAGUGUGCCCGUUACCAAGAGUUUGUCAACCCCCUCAAAGAGCGGGUAUAUGAGAGCUUUGACCCCGAGGAGUUCCAAACCCGAUGGGCAGAGUUUAUCGCCGAGUAUAAGUUGGAGGGCAAUGAAUGGCUACAGAGCCUACACAAAGAGAGUCAUAUGUGGGUUCCUGCGUACGUGAAGGAGUUUUUUUGGGCCGGUAUGAAGACCACACAAAGGGUGGAGAGCAUCAAUCGGUUUUUUGACGGCUAUGUGAACCGAAAAACAAAACUCCAUGAGUUUCCUCAAAAGUAUUGCAUGGCCUUGGAUCAACGUGUUCGAGAUGAACUGAGUGCAGAUGCGCGUUGCUCGAAGUACCUUAGGAGGUUGGUUAGUGGAUUCAAAUUCGAAAAAAUAUUCCAAAAGUUAUAA